AUGGCAGCGAUUCACAAAUUUAAUCCGAUAAAAGUGUUACAUCAACAACAGCGUCAAACCGAUGACCUUGGACCAUCUAUGCCGACUAUAUCCACAUUAUUGCCGGUUCCAAAUGAUCAUAUAGCUUCCAAACUUUUGACGAGCGAUACACUAUCAAGAAUAGAAAAAUUUGAUAUGGAUGUCAGUAGCGAAGAUCAAGGAUGUUGUAAAGAUUACAAUAACUUCUGUUGUAUAUUAUUAGCCAAAUGGUGGAAUAUACGUUUCGAUCAUCAACGUUGCAUAGUUCAUUUCGUUGAACAAACUCGUUUUCAAAUAAUCAUCAUAAUACUCGUAUUAAUCGAUUGUAUACUCGUUGUUAGUGAGUUACUUUUAGAUUUUAUUAAAUUGAAGAAAACAUGUAAAAUCGAUUAUAAAAAAGAUCAAAGUGAUGUACAAAUGCAUUUAGCAAUUGAAAUACUUCAUUAUACGUCGGUGGCACUAUUAUGUUUGUUUGUUAUUGAAGUACUGAUUAAAGUUUAUGCAUUCGGAAGAAAAUGGUGGAAUUUCCAUGAGAGAAAGAUGGAAUACUUAGACGCUGCUAUUGUAUUUGUAUCGCUAACAAUCGAUAUCUAUUUCAUUAACCAAAACGAAGGCAUUGCCGAUAUAUCGUUACUCAUUAUAUCGUUUCGAUUAUGGAGAAUUAUUAGAAUAAUUAACAGUGUAGCACAAUCGAUUCGUUCAAGUGAUGAAAAUUCUAAAAAACAUUUAGCCGAAACGUACCUUCAAGUUGCAGAACUUCUAUUGUCUGUUUCGUUUAAAAAAACAAACGUGAUUCAAGAAAUUCAUAAUGAUAAAACAGAAUAUAAUAUUGAAGAAAUAUUGGAAAAAUUUCGUCAAAUAGAUAUUUUAUGUCAACAUUGUUUUACACAUUGUCCACGUCUAUCUUCCCAACACGUAGUCACUGAAGUUGCGCACAAUUUACAAGAGGCUAUUGAACAAGUCAAAUAUUCUCAAUCUGGUUUGAGUAUAAAAAAUACAGGAAAAAGCUCCUAA
Molecule: messenger RNA, 1032 nt
Organism: Didymodactylos carnosus
Lineage: Eukaryota; Metazoa; Rotifera; Eurotatoria; Philodinida; Philodinidae
Source: the annotation of a GenBank genome assembly